Dovyalis caffra is the source of this 261-nucleotide messenger RNA. NCBI's taxonomy places the organism in Eukaryota, Viridiplantae, Streptophyta, Magnoliopsida, Malpighiales, Salicaceae. The record is from the annotation of a GenBank genome assembly.
AUGUUAUCGGCAGGGCUGGAGACUAUUGAGAAAAUCCAUUGGAGUGUAAAGUAUGUGAAGAGUUCUGAAUCACAAGAUAAAAACUUCCUUCAAGGAAAAGUAUUUGGUGAAGAAGGUGACAAAUAUGUUGAGAUUGUUGACGAUGAAUUUCACGAACUGUUUCUUGAAUAUGUUGAUGAAGGCAGAAAAUUUGAGGACAAGAAGAAGACAGAAGAUAGCCAGGGAACUCUUCUUUCAGACGAUGGGGCUUGCAGAUUUUGA